Chironomus riparius is the source of this 3231-nucleotide messenger RNA. NCBI's taxonomy places the organism in Eukaryota, Metazoa, Arthropoda, Insecta, Diptera, Chironomidae. The record is from the annotation of a GenBank genome assembly.
UUAAUCUGACUGUGCUGUGAAAUGUUUUAAAUUGAAUUUAAUAUGAAAAUUAACUAUUAUGGAUGAAACGUCAAAAGAAGCUGAAGAAUUUGAGCUUCACAAGAGUGUUUUUAACAAUGAUUUAAAGAAACUUACUCAGAUACUAAAGAAUAACAAGGAAAUCGUUGAUAAAAAGGAUAAGCAUGGAAAUACAGCUUUAUAUCUAGCCACAGCUACUGGACGAAUAGAAUGUGUAUGUAUCCUAUUAAAACAUAAUGCUACAGUUAAUAUUAAGAACUGCAAUGGCUGGACGCCACUGAGUGAAGCAAUAUCCUAUGGAAACCGUCAAAUGAUUGAAGUAAUUUUAAAGAAAUUAAAGGAACAAACACGAAAGUCGCUAUCAAAGCGAAAAGAGUCUCUCAAAACCGCGCUCACACAAAUUAACGACUUUUAUAUGGAAUUGAAAUGGGAGUUCAGUAGCUGGGUUCCCUUAAUAUCAAAGAUUUUGCCGAAUGAUGUGUGUAAAAUAUACAAGUUGGGUUCCAAAAUACGCCUCGAUUCCACACUUAUAGAUUUUAACGAAAUGAAAUGGGAGCGUGGCGAUAUUUCAUUUCUUUUUUGUGGAGACAACGAAACAAUGAUAACGGCACUCGAUAAUGAGGCAAAAGUUUAUCAGUAUGUUAGAACGCAGGAAAGUGAAGCUGAAAUUCAAGACGAAAUUGACAUAUUAAUGAUGUCCGAUAUUGUUACGGCGAAUUUCUCGACAAAAAAUGUCUCAUUCACACAAGUGCAGACUGGAUGGUUUUUCCGUGAAGAUAAGAAAGAAACAAUUGCUGGUCAAUACAAAUGUGAUUUAUACCAUGUAAAUGGACUUACUUUAGAGCAACGUAAACGACGAGAACAUUUAAAUCGAGACGAUCUACAAAAGAAUAAGACAAGCAUUGUGGAAUCGUUGACGAAAUCACAAGUUAUCGAUCCAAAUAUGGAGAUCCCACGACGAAUGUCAUUAAAACCACCGCCAGUAAAAGCCAUAACGUUCGAAGAAUACAUGAAUUCAGAAAUUGGAAAUUAUCCUGCAUUGGGACGAGAAUUGGUAUUUAAAAAGUCACAGAAGCAGUUAAAAGCUACCGUGGCUAUGUGUUCGGAUUUUCCAUUAUGUUUAGAGACAUUAUUGAAUGUAUUUGAAGUGAUUGCGCCAUUGAAACAUUUUUCAAAAUUACGAGAUUUUAUAUCCCUUAAAUUGCCCAAAAAAGGAUUCCCCAUAUCCAUUCAUAUUCCAAUUAUUCCGACCGUAUCAGCUAAGAUAACAUUUCAAGACUUUGAGUUUCGCAACAACAUACCCGAUGAGCUUUUUGACAUACCCGACAAUUACUCUCUGGACGAGACACGCUUUCCUGAUUUAUAGCAGCUUUAUUGCUUAAUUAUCACGUCUGUUCAUUUACAUUUUUGAAUGGCUAUGAUGGAUUUUUAUGAAUAAGUUUAUAUUCCACCCCUUGCUUGUCAUACAUUAUAUUACUGUAUAUGAUAAUGAAGUAUUUUUAAUUGUUAAUUUUAUGUAAUCCCUUUUUGGCGGGUUCCAGUUCACUAGUGACGUCUAUUGGAUUAUUUGGAGUUUAUAAUCAACUUUCACGUAAUCAUGAAUGUUGUUUGAAUAUUUCGGAAUGUUAAGAUUGAUCAUUUUAGAUCCCUUACCUACUUGUUGUAACAAAAUUUGUAUGGAAAAGUGUUAAGUGUAGCAUAAAAUUUGUACCUUAAACUCCUCAAAUUUUAGGUAAUUUCCAAACGACCCUAAGUUCCAUUCCAAGGCUCUAAUAUGAAGUGCGUGACUUUAUAUUCCAAAAAAAGAAGCGAGGAUGGAGUUCUUGAAUGUAAAUCCAAGGUAAACGUCACUUGUGAACAUCCCCUAUCCCCAUUUAUUCCUUUCUUUGAGAGUUUUCACAGUGAAAUUGCUAUAAAAAUUUACAAAGCUUGCCUCUUACUGAUUAUAAUAAUUAUGAUAAUAAUGUCUAGAGAUAAACAGAAUAUAUUAGGACAUAUCCCCCAUCCCUAUAAAUUAACGAUGUUAAAGCAUUCCAAUUUGUAAUUCAAUUUGAUAUGAAAAGUAAGAAGAAAUAAGUAACACAAAACUGUUAGUGAAAAUCACACAAAAUUUGGUAGUUGCAGUAUGUAGAAUUAGGCUCUAUAGAAUAAUUUUGAAUGUUAAUAAGGCGUUGUCCGAAAAUCAACGAAGAGAAUUCAUAUCAACAAGAAAGUAAUAAUGGCUAGGAUUAUGAUUUUAUUUAUGAUACACACUUGACUGCUUGUGGCUCACUAAAGUGGAUUAUUUUGAAUCUCAAUGAUUUGCAGCAAAUGUGUGAAUAUUUUAAUGUUAACGGUAAUUUGAUAGAUCUCAUGAUGCAAAAUCUCGUUUUGUGCUGCUAAAAAAUUUUAAAGAUUUGCUGUGGAUUUUGGAUUUAGGGAUGUAUCAUAAUUAGUCUUAAGGGUGAUUUGACUCAAUUUGGGAUUUACUGAAUUAAUUAAUCUAGAAUUUAAAGUUAAUCCUUUUUUUAAAUCCUUCUUAACUUUCGAGUAGCGAGAUGUACUUUUGCCGACUUUCUUGGUCGCUCUCAGUUACUUAAUCAUUACUGAUCAUGCGAUCAGUUUCGUAGCAUUGUCACAAAUUUAAGUUAAACUUAAAUCAAUAUUUAAAGUCUACGAAACAUUGGAUUAAGAUCAAACAAUGACUGAUUUAAACAUUUGAACCUCAAUUCUAAGACAGUCAAAAGCACUCGUUCCACAGUAAAUCAAACACACAGUUUAGGUUGAAUAAUCUGAGACAAUUCACUUUAGUGAUUCAGAGCGAUGCCAACAACAAUAAAAAAUAAAUAAAUAAAUAAUUUUUAAUGGAAGUGAACUAAGUACAAGAAAGGAAGAGAAAUGAGAGAGUAGUGAAAAAGAGAGUAAGUAAGUAAGUUUGACAAUCUAUUUAUGUGAAAUACACACGAUGGUUUUUAUUAUUAUUUUUUUUACUGUAUCAUGGACAACGUCUGUAUGUUCUUAUGUAGAGUGCUUUUUGCAAAAAAAAAAGAAGAGAGAACUUCGUCCAACACUGAACUUUUUACAACUUUUGUGCUCUGCGCAGAAUCAUUUUUCGUUUUUCGUUACUUUUUCAAUAAAACAACACCUGUUUGAAUAAAAAAUUUGGAAUCUUGUGUUUUUAUUAAGAAUUAUAAGACGACUUUAGGUCCUGUAAUGUCGAGCUUUUGAAUGGAA